This is a messenger RNA of Cynoglossus semilaevis (tongue sole), 3084 nucleotides long. RefSeq names its product cyclin E2 (gene ccne2). The coding region runs from base 472 to 1671 and encodes 399 amino acids. The record is from RefSeq and is a predicted model, not a curated record. Lineage: Eukaryota; Metazoa; Chordata; Actinopteri; Pleuronectiformes; Cynoglossidae. The transcript is spliced from 12 exons.
GCACUGCACCGAGGAUAAUAGCACGUAAAACUCAAUAAAACAGAAUUUAUUUUAAGGGAAACCGGUUAAAAGUGAUUCUCUGCGGUUUAAACUGUCGACAAAUUUUAACCGGAACAAACCGGAAUCGUAGUUUUCUUCAAAAAACGUCCUCGAAACUGGGACUUCGGUGGAAAUGAACGAGGGCAACGGGAGAACACGUCGAAUUGUGCGUUUAUUUCGCUGCUAAAUCCAAGCUUCUCUCUGGUCAGUACUCCGCGACCCGUGUUUAUACCCUUAGACCCCAUAUUAGUCCCGUUUGUGAAAAAUCUCACUUCAAAUUUAAAACAUUUUGCGCGUUUCUGUGAACCGGGCUGGCGCAUGCGCGUCGACAACGCGGAUAUAAAGGAUUGGCGCCGGCGCCACAGCUGAUGAUCCUUCAUUCAUUCACUCGUCUUGCACCGAGAAGCACAGGAAUAAACGCAAGUCAUCAUCAUGUCUAGACGCAGCAGUCGCAUCACACUUCAGGUCAGAGAUUCAAACAAACCUGAGCCGACUGGUCGUGUCCCACUGAAGAAACGGAAAUCAGAGGUUUCAAAGAAGAGAGUGCAGCCUGCUGCCAAAAAACAGAGCUACGAAAUACAGACGUGUUGGUCAGAUGACGGGGCCAGUCCGUGUGUCCUCAUCGAAACGCCUCACAAAGAGCUGGAGCCUUCAGACCCGUCCACCUUCAAACAGUACACCUUCAAGAACUUCUUCAUCAAACCCUCUCCCAUCCCCCGCCUCAGUUGGGCCAGUGCAGAUGACGUGUGGAUCAACAUGCUCAACAAAGAGUUAAAGUACGUCCAUGAUAAGAGUUACCUGCAGAGUCACCCAAAACUGCAGCCCAGUAUGAGAGCCAUCCUGUUGGACUGGCUGCUGGAGGUCAGCGAGGUCUACAGUCUCCACAGACAGACGGCAUACUUGGCCCAGGACUACUUUGACCGCUUCAUGCUGACUCAGCAGGAUGUCAACAAAGAUUAUCUGCAGCUCAUCGGCAUCACCGCACUCUUCAUUGCCUCAAAGAUUGAGGAAAUCUACCCUCCAAAAAUCUUCGAGUUUGCCUACGUCACAGACGGAGCCUGCGACAUGUGGGACAUUCAGCGCACGGAGCUGCACAUACUGAAGGCAUUGGACUGGAACCUCUGUCCUGAGACGCCCAUCUCCUGGCUGAAGCUGUACGCUCAAGUGGAAGCUGAGCAGGAAAACAGUGGUGAAGAGAACUUCCUGGUUCCACAGUUUUCUCAGGAGAAGUACAUCCAGAUCGCACAGCUCUUGGACCUGUGUAUGAUGGACGUCAACUACUUGGACUUCAGCUACAGCGUCCUGGCUGCUUCAGCCUUCUGUCACUUCCACACAUUCGACGUCGUUCAUAAGGUCUCAGGUCUGACAUGGGACAGCGUGGCGCCCUGUGUGCGGUGGAUGAGUCCGUUCAUGGACACGUUGCGCGCCCAGGCCACGCCUACGGUCAAGAACUUCCCCAGAGUCAAAGCCGACGAUCGGCACAACAUCCAGACCCACGUGUCCUACCUGGAGCUGCUGAGAAAAGCCCACGAGCACCAGAACGACACCCUCAACUGUCAGAUGUCUCCCGUUGCCAUCGCUGCGCCCAUCCUGACUCCGCCCAGCAGUACAGAGAAACCGGCAAAUCCCUGAUCGGUGAAACGAAGCCUGAACUCCGAGUCUACCUCCUCUUCAUGGACGACAUGAAUGAUGAAACGUCAGCAGAUCUGCCAGUUCCUCAACGCAGAUGAGUUUCUUUAGAGGAAGAAAAAAAAAAACAACCCAAUUUUAUUUUUGUUUUAGAUUACCUUUAUUUUUAAACACUCGAUGUCAGACAUUGGUCCACUCUUUUUGGGAAUUUUUUUUUUUCCCAGGGAGGUUCUGUUUUGACUUGAUCUACUGUAGAACAUGAGCCUGUGAACAGAAGCUAAGUUUUCUGUCUACAAACUCUGUGGAGGGAAAACUUUUUUUUUUUUUAAAUAUAAAUUGGUUCCUGGUUAUUCCUGAACAACUAGCUAACUGAUGACAUCUAACGGUAAAAAAGUCCAAUUGCAAUAUAUAAACUCCACGUACCUGUCCUUGUUGGUCUUUAUCCAACAUUAAAACGGACGAUUCAAGCUGUUUGUUAUUAAAAACAAAAUUGAUCUGAUAGAACCAGAGACGGACCAAAAUAAAACUGAAUUUUCUACAGCCUGAGUCACUCAGGUUCAAAUCUCUUAUUGAUUAAAAAAAAAUCAGCUUAAAUUUACCUAGAAAAUAUACUUACAGUAAGUAUUAAUAUAAUUUACACUGAUUUUUUAUCUUUACUUUUUAUUGGGUAGAUCUAUGUUUAAAAAAAGAAAAAAGGGUUUUGAGAUCAAAUGGAGUUGAGUUCACUGUGGACUGGCUGUGACCUGAGUCAUGACCUUUCCAUGUUCUGCUAGUGCAACUGCAUGUUGUUGGAAUGUAAGUAAUUUCUUUAAUCCAACGCUCAGGAAAACCUGGCUUCGUUUCUAAGCUUUCUGAACCUGAGGAAUGAAUACGUCUCGUUGACGAACGUCUGUCGUUUCCACGAACCCGUGGAUGAAUGAUUUUUCUAGGAGACUUGUUUUCAAAGAUGUUCUGGUCCACACCAGUUCUGAUUCAGCCUGGAUCUGUUCACACUAGUCUCAGACCAUCGCUGCUGUGUUGUGGGAACAAAGUGAAGCUGAGGUGUUUUUGACUAAACUCUAAUCGAGUUCACCUUCAGUCCGGACUUCACAUUCACAAACUGAUUCUUGAAUGUGGGUCUGCAGUCAUUGAUAUAAAUAUAUAUAUUUUUUUAAAUAUAUAUUUUGUUACAUCCUGUGAAACUUGACGAUUGUGCAAAUUAUUUUUUGCUUUUUUUUAUUAUUAUUAAAUGGAAUCUUUGUAUUUAUUGAAGUUUGAAUCUGUGGAUAUUGUACAAAAAUGAAUGAUUUGAUUCUCACCGCUGCCAAAGGCAAAAAAUCUAUUUAUGGUUUUUAGCUGAGUUUUGACUUUUAUUUUCAUCCUGUCACUUCUGUGCCUUUUUGAACCUGAACUGUAUUAAAACGGAAGCUGAACAAA